GAAAGAAAUCAAAUUACUCUACUUUCGGUUUUGAUUUCCCACCUGUCUGAGUAGGCCACUUUGAGGCUCAGAUAAAUGGUGCCAAAGUCUGAAUGUGUGUAUGUGUGAAGGUGCAGGCUGAAGCAUUGACUCUUCCCCGGUUGUUUUGACUAAAAACUCGGAUCUUAUCUUAUGGCAUACCUUCCUGCAGGAGAGGAGGAUGGCGAUUACUCUGAUGAAUGGUCACUCGAUGAAGAUGACCCUCCCAGUAAUAAUGUGCCACAACGAUCAGAACCUGAACGCACUUUGAAUAAUUAUAACAGGAACAACUCAUACUCAAACAAUAAUGGAAGAAAAAAUGGAUCUCUUCCCCAACCACUUUUCUCUAGAAAUGUGCCUAACAGAGAGGAGCCCAGUUCAAAAUUUUCCUCGUCAGAACGUACUCCAUGGGUUCCCAAUUUCGCUGCAUUUCCUGCUAGCAGUUUUCUUACUGCUGAAGACUAUCAACGAGCUGCUGUCCGAGGAAAUUUGAAUGUUAUCGAACGAUGUUUGGAGCAAGGAAUCUGCGUGGAUGAGGCGCUCCGCCAUGGAUGGACAGCUCUGAUGUUUGCCGGAAACUACGUGCAGGUGGAGGCUGUUGGGCUCCUCUUGAAGCACGGCGCUAAUCCAAAACACGCCGUAGACAUGUACUGCCCCCUGAUGGCCUCGUGUAAUGCGUGCUCGGGGAUGGACGAACAGGUCGGAGAAUGUGUCAGCCUGCUGGUGGAGGCCGGGGCAGACGUCAACGCCAAAGACAGGCACCACACGACGUCUCUGAUGCUGGCGUGUCGCGAGGGACAUGUGUCGGCCGUCAGGCAGCUCCUACGACUCGGGGCAGCGGUCAAUGCUCAGGACUCCAAAGGCUGGACCGCUCUAACGUGGGCCACCCAGCGUCAGCGUAAGGCCAUCGUUGUGGAACUUCUGGACGCCGGAGCCGACUGUAACAUACAGCACCUGGACAAACUGACCGUCAAAGAUUUGGCCGCUCACUUGCCGUCUGACGAGAUGCUGGCUCUGCUCGAGCGACGGCCCGCCAACAUUGUGAACAGUUCCGGAGACACGGUGAUCGAGACGGCCAAAAUGUCGGCCACAACCGGCCAGCUGCCUGCGGAGCUGUCUCACUGCACUCUGGACUCGGGAGAAGCUCAAGCCAAACUGACUGACCUGAGGUACGGCGAGCUGGAAGUUUUCCUCAUCGGCCUUGACCUUCCCCACUUGGUGCGCGUGUUCCAACAACAGCUGAUUGACCUCAACCUUUUGCUCACGCUGACGGAGCAGGAUCUCAUUAGUGCUGGGGUGUCACAAGUUGGUGCCAGGAAGAAAAUCUUAGACGCGGUGCAGACCAUCCACAAGAAGGACUGGGAGCCCUCCUGCCUGGUGUCUAUCCACUACAACAAACGAAUCACAUGUGCUGAUGCUGUCGCCAUGGUUGCGAACUCCUCCAAACACGUGCGCUACAUCGCAAGCACAAUGAUGUACGUGAAGGGGCAGCUGAGGAAGCACCCGGACAGCAUCACUCAGUCGACGGACCGUGUGUCCCCCGCCCAGUUGCUGCGACACGCAGAGGACGCAGCGAGGAACGCCGCCACGCUACAGCAGGAGCUGAGGACCAUACAGAGAGAGCUCAGACUGGAAAUGGCUCGGCGAAACUGCAAACCACCUGACCUGAUCGAGCAGACAGACAAGAGGUCAAGGUUACUGUCAGUAACUUCCCUUACAGCAGCCACCCUGGCUGUGACGUUAUCGGCAGUGUUGUACCUGAACAGAGAGACAGUCUCCGAAUUUGUGUCCUCGGUUGUGCCAGAUUUUCUCACCAGACACAGAUAGCAGAGGUGGGCAGAUUGGCCGCUGGGCAUGAUGUGUUCACAUGGGGAGGAGAGAAAACUAGGGGGGGGAGGAAGAUGUGUGCGUGCUUGUGUGUGUGUGUGUGCUUGUGUUUGCUCAUCUUUGUGUGU
Molecule: messenger RNA, 1973 nt
Organism: Aplysia californica (California sea hare)
Lineage: Eukaryota; Metazoa; Mollusca; Gastropoda; Aplysiida; Aplysiidae
Product: ankyrin repeat, SAM and basic leucine zipper domain-containing protein 1
Exons: 13
Coding region: 172-1845 (557 amino acids)
Biological process (GO): piRNA processing
Cellular component (GO): pi-body
Molecular function (GO): protein binding
Source: RefSeq, a predicted model, not a curated record